AUGUUCAUAUACUCUGAAGUCGCCGCAGUUGCCUCAAUCUAUGAAAAAUACAAGAAAGCUGCCAACCUGCAUGCGGGGAUCGAGCUUCUCGAAAACAGCACUGGUCCAAAAGCUCUCAAGACCAGAUCCAAGGUCGAUGUGCAUGUAGAAGAAGGCAUGGCUGAACCCCCGGAGCAAGAACUCCAAGAAACGCACUGGCUGAGUUAA
Sphaerulina musiva SO2202 is the source of this 207-nucleotide messenger RNA. RefSeq lists its product as uncharacterized. NCBI's taxonomy places the organism in Eukaryota, Fungi, Ascomycota, Dothideomycetes, Mycosphaerellales, Mycosphaerellaceae. The record is from RefSeq and is a predicted model, not a curated record. The transcript is spliced from 2 exons. Bases 1 to 207 code for a protein of 68 amino acids.